GGGCGGAGAAUAUGAGACGUACGAUCCCCCGGUAUUUAGCAACCGGACUUUCCAAGUUGCAAAAAACGCAUCAUUUCUAUUGCAACUUGUUCUCUAUCGACUGACUGCUCUAUAUACUGAAACCAUCCCAAGAAAAAAAUGACGGAUACUCACACCAACGGAAACAGCCACGCCAACAGCACCAACGGCACCAGCGCCGCCGACGACGUGGGCAAGGCCGCCAUGGACUUUUCCAUGUUCCCCAAGCCGCCCAAGUUUGACGACAAAAAGGAAGAGCGCGAGUACCUCAAGGGUCGCCUAGCUGCCGCCUUUCGCAUCUUUGCCAAGUUUGGCUUUGACGAGGGCGUUGCCGGCCACAUUACCUGCCGUGAUCCCAUUGAGCCCGAUACCUUUUGGGUCAACCCUUUUGGCGUGUCUUUUGGCCUCAUGAAGCGAUCGGACCUUGUCCGUAUUAACCACGAGGGCAAAGUGAUCGAUGGUGGCCCAUGCCGUUUAAUCAACCGUGCUGCCGUCAUGAUCCACGCUGCUGUCCACCAUGCGCGCCCAGAUGUCCUCUGCGCCGCCCACAGCCACUCCAUCUACGGCCGCACCUUUGCCUCGCUGGGCAUGCCGCUGUCCAUUUCCACACAGGACGCCUGUGCAUUUUACGAGGAUCUCGCGCUGUACAACCAGUUUGGCGGUGUUGUUCUAGACGAAGAAGAGGGUGGCCAUAUUGCCAAGGCUAUUGGCUCCAAGAAGGCUGUCAUUUUGCAGAACCACGGCCUGCUGACCACGGGCGAGACUAUUGAAUCGACAGUCUUUUGGUUCGUGUCCCUUGAGAAGCUGUGCCACUCGCAGCUCUUGGCUAUGGCAGCGUGCGCAUACCCGGGUGCGUCUAUCAAGGAGAUUGGCGAGGAGGAGGCCAAGUACACACAUAAGACAGUGGGCAGCUCGUACGCUGGAUGGUUUUCGGCCAAGCCGCUGUUUGAUAACAUUGCCAAAGAGACCGGCGAGGACUAUCUCGAAUAAUUUUAGCAGGCGUUGUAUGAUGAGAUGAUCUACGUAAUAAUGAAGUAAAUUGAGCGU
Messenger RNA from [Torrubiella] hemipterigena, 1065 nucleotides. NCBI's taxonomy places the organism in Eukaryota, Fungi, Ascomycota, Sordariomycetes, Hypocreales, Clavicipitaceae. The record is from the annotation of a GenBank genome assembly.